Messenger RNA from Poeciliopsis prolifica (blackstripe livebearer), 6915 nucleotides. It is a transcript of the gene thsd7ab, whose product is annotated as thrombospondin type-1 domain-containing protein 7A. The transcript has 28 exons. Gene Ontology annotation, biological process: actin cytoskeleton organization. Lineage: Eukaryota; Metazoa; Chordata; Actinopteri; Cyprinodontiformes; Poeciliidae. Gene Ontology annotation, cellular component: plasma membrane. The record is from RefSeq and is a predicted model, not a curated record. Bases 638 to 5587 code for a protein of 1649 amino acids.
GUGGAGAGAGAGCAAGAGGGGAAAAAAAAGUGAGAAGUGAGCAUGUUUGAAAUGCAGAGUAGAAAAACAAUGUGGAAAUGAAAAGAGAUGAAACGAGAUGAUGGGAGGAGAAUAAAGACAGGGAAAGAAAUCUGGAAUCGGAAAUGCAGGGUGGCACGGGGAAUAAGUGAGCGAUUGGGAGAGGAAGAGAGAGAGUAAGCGGGAAGGGAGGGAGGCGAACAACACUGCAGACACUCAUCCGCUGUCACUGCUCCGCAGCCAGAGGACAGAGGCAGCACCAGCGUCAGCGGGGUACGAUGGAGGAGGACGGCUGCACCAUCCGUCUGCGGCUCGCUCCCCACAACUGACCCCUUCUCUCUGGGAACGUCCCGCCAAGUUAACGAAGGAAACUACCACCUCUGUCCUUCACGAGAUCACAAGUUCUGGAGCUCAACUUCUGCAGGACCGCCGUUCACACCCUUUGCAAUAAUUUCUCCCGUUGUACACGCCCACACUCCUCAUCACACCCUCUCCUUCAAACCGAAGCCCGCUGCACUUCUCUGUCGCCUCCUGGACUCGCGUGUUUGGGUUGUUCUGUAUUAUUGCUGCUUGCUGACCUUUCGGGCUGAGUGGAUUUACUUUUCUCCUGUGGUGGACCAUGGGGUGGCGGGGCGCAGGAGGGACCCCCGGGAAAAGGACAGGGGGGAGCUGGUACCUUUUGGUGACAUUGCUGCUCUGUGGUUUCUGGAAGGCUCACUCGCAGACAGACGAUGGGAAGUCUGUCUACUUCUGGGAAACAGGUCCGUGGGGGCGAUGCAUGGGCAGCGACUGCGGCCCGGGCGGCAGCCAGAGCCGGGCGGUCUGGUGCGCCCACGUGGACGGCUGGACGACCCUCCACACCAACUGUGACCAGGCUCAGCGGCCCUCCAACCAGAGGAACUGCUUCCGCGUGUGCGACUGGCACAAGGACCUGUACGACUGGCAGCUGGGAGCCUGGAACGAGUGCGUACCGGUGUCGGCCAGGACCUUUGGCGCCGCGCGGCAGUUCACGUGCAGCGGCGGCGAGGAGGGCAUUCAGACCCGGGAGGUGGGCUGCACGCUCAAGGCGGACGGGACUCCAGCAGAGGACGCCAUCUGUGAGUACUUUGAGCCCAAGCCGCGCCUGGAGCAGGCGUGUUUGAUCCCCUGCCCUCAGGACUGCGUUGUCACCGAGUAUUUGCCAUGGACCUCCUGCUCCAAAACGUGCGGAACGGGCCUCAGGAACAGAGUCCGCAGCGUCCUGGUUCCUCCGCUUUUCGGAGGAGCCGGUUGCCCGAACCUCACCGAGUUUCAGUCCUGUAAACCGGGAGCUUGUGUGGGUCCAGAAGGCUUGUACAGCCUUAGGGUCGGACCGUGGACCCCCUGCGUCCUGCCCCAGACCCGGACCGCACGGCAGGCAAAACGGCGGAAAGGCAAAGGUCAGGGCCUCAGGGAGCGAGGAGGGGUGAAGGAUCCUGAAACCAGGGAGCUGAUUCAAAAGAAACGGUCCAGGAACCGGCUGAACCGGCAGGAGAGUCCGUUCUGGGACAUCCAGGUGGGAUACCAGACCCGGGAAGUGGCCUGCAUCCACCGGAACGGCAGCAGAGUGGGGCGCAACCUGUGCAUACCGCGGGAGCUGCCGCUGACCAUCCAGUCCUGCGUCCUCCCUAAAGACUGCCAGGUGACGGAGUGGACCGACUGGAGCUCCUGCUCCAAGGCCUGCGCGGACCCCGAGUCUCCAAGAGGAAACCGAACCCGGAGGCGACAGGUGCUCCAGUUCUCUGUUGGCGAGGGCGUCGAGUGUCCAGCACUGGAGGAGACGGAGUCCUGCGAACCUCCGGGGGGAAGCGUUCCUCCCUGUGCAAGUUACACAUGGAGAACCACGGAGUGGAGCGACUGUCGGGUCGACGUGCUGCUGAGCCAACAAGACCGACGGCGCGCCAACAUGACCGGGCUCUGCGGCGGAGGCCUGCAGACGAGGGAAGUUUAUUGUGUCCAGGCGAACGCAGAGCUUCUGAAAUUCCUGAACAACCUCAAAGAAAAAGACAAAGCCUCCCGCCCGGUGGAGAACCAGCUGUGCACGGGUCCGAUCCCAAACAGAUCCCAGCUCUGCCAGAUCCCCUGCCCCAUCGACUGCGAGGUGUCGCCGUGGGGGGCCUGGGGCCCCUGCGUCUUUGAGAACUGCAACGAUCAGACCGGAAAGAAAGGCUUCAAACUGAGGAAACGACAGAUCACCAACGAACCAACCGGGGGCCCAGGAAGCUGCCCUCACCUGGUGGAGGCCAUGCCAUGCGAUGACCCCAGCUGCUACAAGUGGCAGCUGGUCAGCCUGGACAGGUGUGUUCCUGAUGACGGGAAGCAGUGCGGCCCCGGAUCUCAGCUGCCUCAAGUUCAAUGCAUCAACAGCAACGGGGAGCUCGUGGACAGAAGCCUGUGCUCCUCCUCGGCCGUUUUGGAGCCUGUUUCCUGUGAGGUGCCCUGCGCCAGAGACUGCGUGCUCAGCGACUGGACGCCGUGGUCCACCUGCUCCCAGACGUGCUCCAGCAAAACCGUGGAGGGCAAGCAAAUGAGGACCCGCUCCAUUCUGGCGUACAACGCCGGGGAAGGUGGGUCGCUGUGUCCGAACAGCAGCGCCCUGCAGGAGGUGCGGAACUGCAACGAGCACGCCUGCAUCGUUUACCACUGGCAGACGGGGCCCUGGGGGCCGUGCACCGAGGACCCCUCCACCGCGCCGCUCAACUCCUCUGCAGGGAAGCGUCCCGCCGCAGACGCCCAGGGCCUCUGCUCCAUGGGAGUGCAGACUCGAAAGGUCAUGUGCGUCCGGGUCAACGUGGGACAGGUGCCUCCCAAAAAGUGUCCAGAAGGCCCGCGCCCAAGCACGAUGCGACCGUGUCAGCUGCCUUGCAAGAAGGACUGCAUCGUGACUCCUUUCAGCGACUGGACUCAGUGUUCGGUUUCCUGCGAUUCAAGUGGUGAAGCUGUGAAGAGAAAGCAAUCGAGGCGACGUCUGGUCAUCCAGAUGCCUUCGAAUGGAGGACAGGAUUGCCCGAUGGUGCUUGAAGAGGAAAGGGACUGCGAGGUCCCCAAAGUCUGUCCCGGCUUCAGGUGGAAAACUCACAAGUGGAGGAAGUGCCAACUGGUUCCUUGGGUUCUCAGAAAGGAAACUCCAGGCGCUCAGGAGACGUGCGGACCCGGACUUCAGACCCGAGCUGUGUCCUGCCGCCAGCUGGACGGGACGCAGGCCGACAUCAGCGAGUGCCUGAAGUCCGCCAAGGCCAUGCCCGCCAUCACUCAGCGCUGUCAGCUCCCCUGCCAGGACGACUGCCAGUUAACCAACUGGUCCAAGUUCUCGUCCUGCACAGCUGACUGUGUGGGGGUCCGCACCAGAAAGAGGGCAUUGAUAGGGAGAAGCAAAAAGAAGGACAAGUGCAAAAACACGCAGAUGUACCCUCUGAGCGAGACGCAGUACUGUCCCUGCGAUAAGUACAACGCCCAGCCGGUGGGGAAGUGGUCCGACUGCAUCCUGCCGGAGGGCGGCAGGGCGGACGGCACCGCGGCCAUGAAGGUCCAGGGAGACGUCAAGGAGUGCGGACAGGGCUACCGCUAUCAGGCCAUGGUGUGCUACGACCAAGACAACCGGCUGGUGGAGACGUCGCGCUGCAACAGCCACGGUUAUAUCGAGGAGGCCUGCAUCAUUCCCUGCCCAUCAGACUGUAAACUCAGUGAGUGGUCCAACUGGUCCCGCUGCAGCAAGUCCUGUGGGAGUGGAGUGAAAGUUCGCUCCAAGUGGCUUCGGGAGAAACCGUACAACGGAGGCCGGCCGUGUCCAAAACUGGACCACAUCAACCAGGCCCAGGUGUACGAGGUGGUGCCGUGUCAGAGCGACUGCAGUCAGUACGUCUGGGUCGCCGAGCCGUGGAGCGUCUGGAAAGUCAGCAACGUGGAUCUGAAGGAGAACUGUGGCGAGGGAGUCCAGACCCGAAAAGUCAGGUGCAUGCUGAACACUGUGGACGGGCCGUCGGAGGCCGUGGAGGAUUACCUGUGCGACCCGGAGGAGAUGCCGCUGGGAGCCAGGGAGAGCAGGCUGCCGUGUCCGGAGGACUGCGUCCUGAACGACUGGGGCGCCUGGAGCCGCUGCAGCAUGCCCUGCACCAGGAACAACAGCCGGGUGCGGACGGCGUACGCCCUGCGGUACGCCGGCGUGGGCAGGCAGUGCCCGGAGCUGGCCGACCGAGAGCCGUGCAGCCUGAACCUCAACUGCUUCAACUACUUCUACAACAUCACAGACUGGAGCACUUGUCAGCUGAGCCCCAACGCCGUUUGUGGAAGCGGCAUCAAGACCCGGAUGCUCGACUGCGUUCGCAGUGACGGCAAAUCUGUUGAUAUUAAAUUCUGCGAGGAGCUGAGUUUGGAAAAGACCUGGCAGAUGAACGUCUCGUGCACCGUCGAGUGUCCCGUCAACUGCCAGCUGACGGAGUGGUCGGUCUGGUCCGAAUGUUCGCAAACCUGCGGGCUGGAGGGUAAGAUGCAGAGGCAGCGCUCGGUGGUCCAGGCCUCGCAGGGCGACGGCCGGCCGUGUCCGACCCAGAUGGAGCAGUGGAAACCCUGCCCGGUCCGACCCUGCUACCGGUGGCAGUACAGCCCCUGGUCUGAGUGUCGGGUCGAGAGCGUGGUGUGCGGACACGGCACUCGCUACAGGAACCUGUCCUGCUUCGUGUCGGACGGGUCCGGCGCCGGCGAGAGCAGCAUGGCGGACGAGGAGCUGUGCAGCAGCCUGGAGCUGGCCGUCGACGGAGACAAGAAGGUGGUGCUGAAAGAGGCGUGUGUCCUCCCAUGUCCAGGCGAAUGCUACCUGAUGGAGUGGUCUGACUGGAGCUCAUGUGUCAGCAUCUGUGUGAAAGGAGCCGGCGUGGACUUCGGCUCCGUUCAGGUCCGGUCCCGAGCCGUCCUGGCCCAGGAGCCUGAAAACCUGCAGCUGUGUCCAGACCAGGCUUGGGAGUCGCAGCCCUGCACAGGAGGCGAAUGUUUCGAGUAUAAGUGGUUCAGCAGCGGCCGUCCGAACUCCAGCCGUCCGGUUGCCUGGUGUCAGCGCUCGGAUGGACUCAACGUCACCGGUGGUUGUCCUGCAAUGAAUCCUCCAGUGGACAACAGCUCCUGUGACCCUCCCUGUCUCAUGACGAAGUCUUUCUGUAGCGAGGCCGGGAUGUGCAUGUGCGAGGAGGGCUUCACAGAGCUCCUGUCGCCUGCGGGUCAGCUGGACCAGUGCGCCCCAAUCCCAGUCCUGGAGAUUCCCACUGCAGGUGACAAGAAAGGGGACGUAAAGACCAGUCGUGCCAUUAACCCCACGCUGCCCACCACCAUCCAACCGGGACGCACGGGCCGGACAUGGUACCUGCAGCCCUACGGACCAGAUGGGAAGCUGAAGAUGUGGGUGUACGGUGUAGCAGCAGGAGCCUUUGUUCUCCUCAUUUUCAUAGUGUCUAUGAUAUACCUAGCUUGCAAAAAGCCAAAGAGACCUCAGAGACAGAGGCAGCAGAACAACCGGCUCAAGCCGCUAACGCUCGCCUACGACGGAGACACGGACAUGUAGAGCCGCUCCAUCUGUCACACAGACCCCUCCAUGACAGCGAGCGAUGUUUGCAGCGUGAAUGGACUCACUUUAUUCCAAUUUGAUUUUCCUUAACUAAAACCUUCAUGACCUCCAGUUUGCUCAAUGAAAUGCCUUUUAUUUUUAAACUGAGAGUCUCCAACUCUUUCACCCCCGCGCUUUCCUGAAAACGCUGACUAGCUGGAGGCUUUGGACGCUCUGACGGUUUGUAUGUUGCCAAAAGUCACUGCAGGGAAGAAGAGGAGGAGGGAGAGGAAAAUCUCCAUCAAAAGGUUUGGAUUCCUUUUCUUCCCUCAAUCCUCAGCUGGGUUUUGACUCAAAUCUGUUUUUUUUUCCCCAGUCUUUUUUAUUUCUGCUUGAUUCAGAGGCCUGUGUUUGUGGGAUAAACUGAUCGGCGGCCUUCACCCUCGCUUUGUUUCAGGCGCUACAUUGCACUAUAUUAGUGCAGAAUGAUAUGCACACGUGACUUCUACCUUUUAUUGCCAUAAAACACUCCCUCUUCCACAAACACAACAAAUGGGAAACAACCGGAGAGACCCACAGUAAAUAUCUGUAUAGGUUUCAUUUCUCAGUUUGUUUGUUUUUGGUUGUAGUAAAUCUUUUUGUGGUUUGUAGAUUUCGUCAGGUGUUUUGUUUUGGUUUUUUCCCCUCAGAUGUAAGUAUGAGCAUUUUAUAAAUCAAAUAAAUUAAUUUUCUUGCAGUUAAGCUGAACUGAAACGCGUCCCGGAGAGAAACAAGCCAUUCAUGUCAUGCAAACAUCAUUUCUGCCUUACUGGUAACCAAUCUACUGCUCUUAAUAUUUGAUCUGGCAAAUAUUAAACACAACAGAACAAGCAGACAAAAAAACGUAAAAUGCUCCAAUCUCACUGCGAUGAGAUAAUAUACAUAUAUAUAAAUAUAUACAUAUAAAUAAAAUACACUGUACAGACGAACUAUACAAUAUGUUAAUAAUAAGAAUAUGCCUCUGACUUCAGUGUAAAAGCAAACUGGUGUGGAGAAUGUUUACUUUUUUUUGUGAAAUUUGUAAAUAAUGACUUUUUUAUUUUUUGAAAAAAAAAAAAAUCUAAAGUAUGUGUAAAUUUAUUUUGUAUCGCACAGAAAAUGUUACUUUGAAUAUUGCGAAGUGGGUGUAUGAUAUUGCUGAUUGUUGUUACUAUGAUGCAAGUUGUAUGUUGUGACAAAGAAAACAAACAAAAAAAUAACCAGAGGGGAAGAAAAAGAGAAAUACGAAGAACUGGUUGUUUUGUACAGGAUGUUCAUAUAUGGAAAGAAUUACUGAAAAUAAACGCGGACACGGCUGCAAACACAAA